Messenger RNA from Rotaria sordida, 270 nucleotides. The record is from the annotation of a GenBank genome assembly. NCBI's taxonomy places the organism in Eukaryota, Metazoa, Rotifera, Eurotatoria, Philodinida, Philodinidae.
AUGAACACGAUACUUGAAUAUUCGAUUAAUUCGAAUCUAUUAAUAGCACAACUUGAUGGAACAUUUCUUUUAAAAAAUCGAAUAUCAUUUAUUAUUGAUCAUAUUAAUAUUCAUGUUAUUGCUAGUAGGAGUUCGAAAUUAUUAAAUACAACAAGUGCAACUUUAAUAUCAUUUCCAUCUAUAAAUCUUUUUCCUCAUUCACAAAAUUAUAUUCAUAUUUAUUUUUCAAUAAAUGCUAUAUCAUUUUCUCAAAAAUUAAAACAACAUUAA